AUGGCCGGGCCGGGGCUGCCGGGGCUGGCGCUGGUGCUCGCGGUGCUGCUGCCGCUGCCGCCGCCGGGGCUGCCGCUCCCGCCGGAGAACGCUGCCCCGUCCCGCUGCCCCCCGGACCAGUUCCAGUGCGCGCCCGGCGAGCGCUGCUUCCCCCGGGACUGGCUCUGCGACGGCCACCCCGACUGCUCGGACGAGGAGGACGAGCAGGACUGCGGGACCGCGACCCCGGCGGAGCCGAGUCCCGGCGGCCCCGCGCUGACCCCGCCUUGGAGCUCGGCGGGGCCGCCCGCCGGCAGCGCAGAGGCUUCAGCUACUCCUGAGCCUGGGGUCUCUGUGCCAUCCAGGAGUGAAGGUUACACGUGGAUCUUGAUUGUUGCAGGGCUCCUCAGCAUCCUGGUAGCUGCGGGUUCUGUUGCGUGGGGCCUGUUCAAAGCAAAAAGCCGAUCUAACACCGUCAGUCUUGAAAAAGCAUCCAGGGAACAGCUUAUGUCUGACAAGAGCCAGACAGGCUCCUUUCCCUGA
This is a messenger RNA of Corapipo altera (White-ruffed manakin), 522 nucleotides long. It is a transcript of the gene CD320, whose product is annotated as CD320 molecule. The record is from RefSeq and is a predicted model, not a curated record. Gene Ontology annotation, molecular function: protein binding. Lineage: Eukaryota; Metazoa; Chordata; Aves; Passeriformes; Pipridae.